AUGGAAGAGGGAACUCCCGGGGGUGAAGGAGGAGCGCCGGCACCCGUCGAAACAACCGACGACAAAAAAAUAGUUCACACGUAUCCCCUAGUCAAGACAUGCGACAUGCCCGAGGAAAUGUGGACGGAAGUCAUGGAAUUGAUCGUCACGGGUUGCGAAAAAUUUUCAAGCAAUUACGAACUCGCGUCCAAACUCAUUAAGCAAGGGCUCGAUCAAAGGUUCGGACCUCCCUGGAACAUCGUCGUCGGAGAAGCCUACGGAUUCGAAAUCACUUAUCUCGUCGGAAGUCUCAUGCUCAUGUACACGGGCGGAAACAUUGCUUGCAUAUGUUGGAAAGCUCCCUGA
This is a messenger RNA of Pediculus humanus corporis (human body louse), 345 nucleotides long. Its product is annotated as dynein light chain 4, axonemal, putative. NCBI's taxonomy places the organism in Eukaryota, Metazoa, Arthropoda, Insecta, Psocodea, Pediculidae. Bases 1 to 345 code for a protein of 114 amino acids. Gene Ontology annotation, biological process: microtubule-based process. The transcript has 2 exons. The record is from RefSeq and is a predicted model, not a curated record. Gene Ontology annotation, cellular component: dynein complex.